AUGGUAUAUAAGCUAAACUUUGAUGCAGCAAUUUUUUCAAGAAUGAAGAAAUCUGGUAUGCGAGCAAUAAUUCGAAAUGAGAGGGGCGAAGUUAUGGCUGGUAUGUCUGCUAUUGGGCCGAGGAUUGAAACAAGUGAGGAAGCUGAACUUUUGGCGUGUAGAAGAUCUCUUGAAUUUGUUGUGGAUGCUAGUUUCACUAGCAUAAUGAUUGAGGGAGAUAAUACCAACUUUAUGCAAGCUAUUUCUUCAAAUGUGACUAACUUUUCAUUCCUUGACCACGUGGUUGAUGAUAUUCGCCAUUUAAUGGCUAGUUUACAAUGGGUUAAAAUUAGUAAGAUUAGGAGGGGAGGUAAUAAGGUAGUGCAUGUUCUUGCACAACAUGCUAGAAAUUUAGAUUCUGAUUUGUAUUGGUUGGAGGAUUCUCCCCCACCUGCCUUGGAAGCCUUGUAUCAGGAUUUAUUAUUAUUAUGA
This is a messenger RNA of Quercus lobata, 471 nucleotides long. RefSeq lists its product as uncharacterized. The record is from RefSeq and is a predicted model, not a curated record. The coding region runs from base 1 to 471 and encodes 156 amino acids. NCBI's taxonomy places the organism in Eukaryota, Viridiplantae, Streptophyta, Magnoliopsida, Fagales, Fagaceae. The transcript has a single exon. Gene Ontology annotation, molecular function: nucleic acid binding; RNA-DNA hybrid ribonuclease activity.